AUGGCCUUGGGUUCGACAUGUUCCAGCCCUCUUGGUCCCGGAACCGCCGCCCCAGGCGACGCGUUCUGGAUGGAGACCAUCAAACACCAAGGCAUUGCUGCCUUUAACCCUACCCCAUCGUCCUACCAGGUCUUCCGUAACGUGAAAGACUUUGGUGCCAAGGGCGAUGGUGUCACCGACGAUACUGCUGCCAUCAAUGCGGCCAUCUCUGCCGGCGCCCGAUGCGGAGGCGGCUCAUGCGACUCCUCCACCACUACGCCUGCCGUUGUCUAUUUCCCCAAAGGCACAUACAAGGUUACUACGCCCCUCAUCGCCUACUACUACACGCAGUUCAUCGGCGAUGCGCGCAACGUGCCCACGCUGCUCGCCGACGCGAGCUUCGUCGGGAUGGCGGUCAUCGACGCGGACCCGUACAUCCCGGGCGGCGGCGGGGCGCAGUGGUAUGUCAACCAGAACAACUUCUUCCGGAGCGUGCGCAACUUCGUCAUCGACCUGCGCCAGAUGCCCGCCAGCGCGUCCGCCACGGGCAUUCACUGGCAGGUCUCGCAGGCGACGUCGCUCAUGAACAUCGUCUUCGAAAUGAGCACCGCGGCCGGCAACGCCCAUCAAGGUAUCUGGAUGGAGAACGGCUCUGGCGGAUUCCUGGGUGAUCUCGUGUUCAACGGAGGCAAGUUUGGCAUGUGGGUCGGGAACCAACAGUUCACGGUCCGCAAUGUAACGAUGAACAACGUCGACACUGCUAUCUUCUCUAUCUGGAACUGGGGAUGGACCUUCCAAAGCGUCACUAUCAACAACUGCCAGGUCGGCUUCGACCUCAUGACCGGCGGCACCACGCAGGACACGCAGACGGUCGGCGCGAUCGCCGUCAUCGACGCGACCGUCUCGAACACGCCCAUCUUCGUGCGCAGCUCCGCGCCCUCGAACGGGAAGCUCGCGGGCUCGCUCGUGCUGAACAACAUCCGGCUCACGAACGUGCCGACCGCGGUCGGCGUCGUCGGCGGCGCGACGGUGCUCGCGGGCGGGACCACCACGAUCGACACCUGGGCGCAGGGGAACGUGUUCUCGGGCACGGGCGCGAACGCCCCGGCGCGCUUCGCGCAGGCUAAUGCUCCUUCGCCUAACAAGCCGGCGAGUCUGCUUGACAGUGCAGGACGGAUCUUCGGGAAGACGCACCCUCAGUACGAGGCAUUCGCGGUCAGCCAGUUCGUGAGCGUGCGCGACCAGGGCGCGAAGGGCGACGGCACCACGGACGACACCGCUGCGCUGCAGGCUAUCUUUAACAAGUUCUCGGGCUGCAAGAUCAUCUUCUUCGACGCGGGCACGUACCUCGUCACGAACACGCUCACCAUCCCCGCGGGCACGCAGCUCGUCGGCGAGGCGUGGAGCGUGAUCAUGGGCGGCGGGAACGCGUUCGCGGACCAGAACAACCCGAUCCCGGUCGUGCGUGUCGGGAACCCGGGCGAUGAGGGCGUCACCGAGAUCUCAGACAUUAUCUUUGCUACGCGCGGUCCUGCUGCGGGCGCGAUCGUGGUCGAGUGGAACGUGCACUCGAACACGCAAGGUGGUGCGGGUAUGUGGGACACACACAUCAGGCUUGGUGGUGCUGCUGGAACGAACCUGCUCAUCAACAACUGCCCCGCCGGCUCUAACAACGCGGCUUGCUCUGCGGCCUUCAUGGCGCUCCACCUCACGCCCCAGUCGAACGCGUACCUCGAGGGCACGUGGGUGUGGCUCGCAGACCACGACCUCGACAGCGGAGGCUCGCGCCAGACGACGCUCUUCAGCGGCCGUGGGAUCUUGUCCGAAUCUCAGGGGCCGGUGUGGAUGAUCGGCACUGCUUCGGAGCACCACACUCUUUACCAGUACCGCCUAGCGAACGCGGCGAACCACUACAUGGGCUUGAUACAGACUGAGACGCCAUACUACCAACCCGUUCCCGCCGCGCCCGCACCGUUCUCGGUUAACAGCAACUUCAACGACCCGACGUUCCCCAGCGGGCAGACGUCUGCCUUCGCAGUAUCGAUCUCAAACUCGCAGGCCAUCACCAUCUUCGGCGCGGGCCUGUACAGCUUCUUCCAGAACUACGGGCAGGCGUGCCUGAACACGAACUCGUGCCAGAGCCAGCUGUUCGACAUCGACGCUGCGUCGGGCGUGAGCGUGUACAGCCUGUCGACCGUCGGCGUGACGUGGUCGCUGAGCGUCGCCGGCCAGGGCGUCGUCCCCGCGAGCGCGGGCCCGAACGGGCUCGCGGACACCGCGACGGUGUGGACCAAGUAG
Molecule: messenger RNA, 2277 nt
Organism: Trametes versicolor FP-101664 SS1
Lineage: Eukaryota; Fungi; Basidiomycota; Agaricomycetes; Polyporales; Polyporaceae
Product: exo-beta-1,3-glucanase
Exons: 20
Coding region: 1-2277 (758 amino acids)
Molecular function (GO): polygalacturonase activity
Source: RefSeq, a predicted model, not a curated record